Molecule: messenger RNA, 1688 nt
Organism: Chenopodium quinoa (quinoa)
Lineage: Eukaryota; Viridiplantae; Streptophyta; Magnoliopsida; Caryophyllales; Amaranthaceae
Product: cationic amino acid transporter 8, vacuolar-like
Exons: 1
Biological process (GO): amino acid transport; transmembrane transport
Cellular component (GO): plasma membrane
Molecular function (GO): amino acid transmembrane transporter activity
Source: RefSeq, a predicted model, not a curated record
GUGGCCGAAAAUCGGAGAGGGAGAGGAAGGGGGGUGGGGUUUCGCGGGUUAGGGGUUUGGGCUAGGGUAGGUGGCGCGACGGGGAAAGGGGAGGAGAGAGAGAGGAGAGGGGUAGGGGUCCGCCGGCCGCCGACGCGCCUCCGGUGCUGGUUUCAGCGGCAAGGGAUGGCUGGGCUGGUGGCUGGGGUUUGGGGUUUUUUUUUUAUUUUUUUUUUAAAUAAUUUUGUUUUUAUUUUAUUUUAUUUUAUUUUUUGUUUAAUUAUUUUCUUUUAAAAAACGGACCAUUCUUAAGGUGAUACGUGACAAGUGGUGGGGUCAACUAACGGUCAACUAACGGACAGUGACGGUCACCUAACGAAAAUAACAUUUGGUGAUAUUGUACUAAACCUUAAUGACAUUUGGUAAAUUUUGAAAAACACAAUGACAUUUAGUAAAUUUUUUAAAUACUCAAUGACAUUUGGUGAAAUAACCAAAUAAAAAAACCACGUAACAAACUUGAAACGGGCCGAACAAAACACCACCACACACAUAACACCAGUCUCCAACCCAGAAUUUGACUCUAACAGUCCAAUAAGGCAAUAAUCUUAGCAAAAAAAUUGACUCAUUUCAAAACUCCCCAAUUUUCUAUCUCAGAAAUCCAAUCACAACCUAUAUAUAUAAAUUAAAUUGCUUUGAAUAUGAGUCAAAUACCCAAAUCCCAAUAUCCCACAAAUCUCUCUCCUCAAAAAACCCCACUUCUAAUGGCGUCCUCUUCAGCCGCCAUUGAUGAACAAUCACCUAACUCAAGCUAUUGGACAUGGAAAAAACACGACUUUUUCCCAGAAAUUUCCUUCAAUUCUUUGUCAGAUUACAAAUCUGCACUUUCCCAGAUUUUCCCACGUCUCAAAGACAGAUUACUGAGUCGUUCUUCUGAUUCUUUCGAACUCGUUGAGUUGAAGAAAGAGAGUGUAAAUCCCAUGAACAAAUGUUUAACAUGGUGGGAUCUUAUAUGGCUAAGUUUCGGGUCUGUUGUCGGGUCCGGUAUUUUCAGUAUUACGGGUCAAGAAGCCCAUAAUCAUGCAGGCCCAGCAAUUUUACUGUCGUAUGCAAUUUCUGGGUUUUCUGCAUUAUUAUCUGCUUUUUGUUACACUGAAUUUACUGAUGAAGUUCCUGUUGCUGGUGGUUCUUUCUCUUUUCUUAGAAUUGAAUUGGGUGAUUUUAUUGCUUUUAUUGCUGCUAGUAAUAUUUUGCUUGAAGCUAUUGUUGGUGCUGCAGGAUUAGGCAGAUCACGGUCUUCUUAUUUUGCUAGUAUGAUUAAGAAUGAUUCUGAUUUUUUGCGAAUUCGAGUUGAUUCCUUUGCUGAAGGGUUUAAUCUGCUUGAUCCUAUUGCUGUAAUUGUGCUGUUGGUUGCUAAUGGUAUUGCUAUGUCUGGAACUAGGCGGACGUCGUUUUUGAAUUGGUUAGCUUCUGUGUUGAGUGCAUUAGUGAUUGUUUUCAUCAUUGUGGUUGGGUUUGUUCACUCGAAAACUGAGAAUUUAACACCGUUCUUUCCAUUUGGGGCCAAAGGGGUGUUUCAGGCUGCUGCUGUUGUGUAUUGGUCUUAUACAGGGUUUGAUAUGGUUGCUACCAUGGCUGAAGAAACUAAGAAACCCUCGAGGGAUAUCCCGAUUGGGCUGGUUGGAUCGAUGUCGAUUAUUACUGUUGUUUGG